AUGACCGAUGUGGGCGCUUCCUCAUCACAAGAAUCAAAUAUUACUCCUCAAAAUCAGCGGAUUUUAUCAGCGAGAAGUCAUCGAAGCAUUGUUCAUCCCGAAGGAUCAUUGAGAGAAGAAAGCGAGAUGGUGAUCAGCGGAUGGGAUGGACCGGUGGCGGUGAGGAGAAAGUGUUUCCAUCCAGCUCGUCGAAUCAUUCUUAUCGAGUAUCACAUGAUCAAACAGAUUGUUUAUGGGGCAGCUGGUUUAUUCUGUCGUCCGGUGGCGUUGGCUUUUGGAAAUAUCUUCGCGAAUAUACGAAUUCAUCGCUCACAAGGCGAAAAAGUUCCUGAAGAGCAAUUGCUAAUAGUU
This is a messenger RNA of Mesorhabditis belari, 351 nucleotides long. Lineage: Eukaryota; Metazoa; Nematoda; Chromadorea; Rhabditida; Rhabditidae. The record is from the annotation of a GenBank genome assembly.